Molecule: messenger RNA, 654 nt
Organism: Aspergillus puulaauensis
Lineage: Eukaryota; Fungi; Ascomycota; Eurotiomycetes; Eurotiales; Aspergillaceae
Product: C2H2-type zinc finger protein
Exons: 2
Coding region: 1-654 (217 amino acids)
Biological process (GO): regulation of transcription by RNA polymerase II
Cellular component (GO): nucleus
Molecular function (GO): RNA polymerase II cis-regulatory region sequence-specific DNA binding; DNA-binding transcription factor activity, RNA polymerase II-specific
Source: RefSeq, a predicted model, not a curated record
AUGGAUCCGCCAUCGAGCUAUAACGUCGCCGACAUCAACAACAAUGACACAACAAACUUUAUGGCCAUGUGGCAGGACACUAUCGAGCCUCAGUCACAUCCUCUGCACUUUAACCUGCCCGAAGAAAUGUUCUUUUGGAAUGACAUUCCAUUGACCAACAACGGACUCGCAGGCAGUAUGAUGCCUGGCCCAGCGCACGGAACAAACCCUCCAGUCAUCGACCUAACCGAAUCUACCCCAGAGCCCUCUCAAAGUCCCAGUGGCACUUACUUGGGGAGACUCUACACGGACUCAUCAUCCUUCAGCCCGGAGUCUUCUCUCCUACUUCGCCAAGGAGAGACUCCGUCAACAGUCGUGGAAGACAACCGCCUGUUUGAGCCACAGCGAAGCACUAGAAGCAUUACCCGCACCAAUAGCCACUCAUCGAACAGCACCCCAUCCUCCAGCCGUCUCUACAAAUGCGAGUGGCGAGACUGCCACACUCCUGGCCAUUUUCACCGCGAAUUAGACCUUGUCCGACACCUUCGAACGGUGCAUAUUUCACCAGACAAGUAUCCGUGCGAUGGUUGCGACAAGACAUUUGGGCGGAAAGACCAUCUGAACGGGCACCGAAAAAAGCACCAUGGGUCCGCGCGCUCCUCUGCGAGUGCAUAG